GUUCAUCUCGAAGGUCAAGGUUGGGUGAGUGAAUAAGGAUGAGGGUUCCUAACAUGGCGGAGCUGCAAUUCGAAGCUCCGCUGGCUUCUUUCGAAAAUGAAGAAUGGAGCGAAUACAACGAAUUUCAGGGUGCAGACACGGAUAGAAUGAAGUGCAAUAAUGGUUUACAAAUUCCAAACAGUGACAAAGAACACACAGAGACGGAUGUAGGUGGGAAUUAUGGCGAGACAGUGGCCGGGUCUCUGGAGGAUUUGGUGAACUCAUUCGAUGAGAGGAUCAGCAAGUGUUUCAAUAAUUUGGAAGAACAAGUUGAAACGUUUGCUCCUGUACAGAUACGCACUCAAGAAGAAAUUAUGACGGACUGCCAGAUCUGAAGCGGAUGUCGCGGGCCUCUCUGCAUGAGCUGGUGGCAGAGUACGACGCGACCACCAAGCUGCUGUCGGAGAUGCUGAUCACGGAGCUGGCCCUGCGCGAUGAGCUGGAGUACGACAAAGAGCUCAAGAACCAGUUCAUCUCUCUGCUGCUCACCAUACAGAAGAAACGACGCGACUGCCACAGCGACCGCAAGAAGAAGAAGGUCAAGGCUGGCCCCGCCCCGGGCGCCACUAGCCCCACCUCGGAGGGUUCCGGAAACAGUGCUGUGCCCCACUUAGACUCACGCCCGAGUGGACUGGAGCGGGGAGCUGGUGAGCUGGGUGAAGGGCCGGCCGGGGAGUCUACAACCGAUGGACAGAUGGAUGAACAGAUGGGCGUGAGAACGGACAGACAGAAGGACAGAAGUAGGAGAGUGAGUGAGGGCCGGCCGGGCGUGGAGCCUACAGACGGAUAUUCGAAUAUACAGACGGAUAGAUAUACGGACGGACAGAUGGACGUGGGAGGGAGAGGAGGGUCGGCGGUCCUCCCCGGCCAGCGCAAGUCUGCGGCCUUGAGCUAGCUUGGUGACCUUGGUGUUUGAUGUCAGCAGAGCUUGUAGGCACGCCGUUUUUCUCCCACAAAACUUUUUGCAACCAACCACUGGAACUAUUCAAUAGAAGUAAUAUUUGCUUAAUUUCUACAUGUCUUCACAUCAGUUUAUCAUUGAUUUCUACAUGUCUUCACAUCAGUUUAUCAUUGAUUUCUACAUGUCUUCACAUCAGCUUAUCAUUGAUUUCUACAUGUCUUCACAUCAGUUUAUCAUUGAUUUAUACAUGUCUUCACAUCAGUUUAUCAUUGAUGUCUACAUGAUGCUUUCACAUCAGUUUAUCUUUGAUUUCUACAUCAUUGAUUUCUACAUGUUUUCACAUCAGUUUAUCAUUGAUUUCUACAUGUCUCAGAUAAUUUUAUCAUUGAUUUGUACAUGUCUCAGAUAAUUUUAUAAUUGAUUUGUACGUCUCAGAUGAUUUUAUCAUUGAGUUGUACAUGUUUUCACAUCAUUUUAUCAUUGAUUUGUACAUGUCUCUGAUAAUUUUAUCAUUGAUUUGUGCAUGUCUCUGAUAAUUUUAUCAUUGAUUUGUACAUGUCUCUGAUAAUUUUAUCAUUGAUUUGUACAUGUCUCUGAUAAUUUUAUCAUUGAGUUGUACAUGUCUCAGAUAAUUUUAUCAUUGAGUUGUAAAUGUUUCCACGUCAUUUUAUCAUUGAUUUGUACAUGUCUCAGAUAAUUUUAUCAUUGAUUUGUACAUGUCUCAGAUAAUUUUAUCAUUGAUUUGUACAUGUCUCAGAUAAUUUUAUCAUUGAUUUGUACAUGUUUCACAUCAUUUUAUCAUUGAUUUGUACAUGUUUUCACAUCAUUUUAUCAUUGAUUUGUACAUGUCUCAGAUCAUCUUGUGAUGGAUUUUUAUGUAGGAAUGUAUCUUUUCUGUCUUUGAUUCUCCCAGAUUCUAUGGGUGUGUGAUGUUCUUUACCUUUGUGCUGUUCCAUAUAAUAUAUAUAUCAUGGAAGUAUAUGUUUCGCUUUCUCUGCUGGCCGUGACACCAAGUGAAAGUUUUUUCUGAAUGUGCCCAUGUUGCUGCAUAAUGUUAGAACGGGCGGGUCCGGGGGCCAGUGUCCGGACAGUUCAUCACUGCCAGGGUUUUCCUCUCUGCUGCUUGCACUUUGUAUACAUCCUAACUGGCAAUGUGUGUGUCUAGCUGUUUUUCUCCUUGUACAAGAGCUACACUCUUCUUUUAUGGAAGUCUUGAGCUUUUCUGUUUUAGACAAGUCCCCAAUUGAUUUUUAGUUGGGUUUUAUUUUGUUUUUUGUUUUUGUCCUGAACAGGCCAGGAGGUCUACAAGUCGGGCGUUCUCGUCUCCUCCUCACGUUUGUGCACAAAUAAAUCAAAAGUAUUCAGAAAUUGAAACGCCAGCUUUGGACAUAUAAACACGCGUGUCUGACGUAUAGACACCAGGUGUCUGACAUAUAAACACCUGCGUCUGACAUAUAAACACCUGCGUCUGACAUAUAAACACCAGGUGUCUGACAUAUAAACACGUGCGUCUGACAUAUAAACACCAGGUGUCUGACAUAUAAACACCUGCGUCUGACAUAUAAACACCAGUGUCUAGCCUAUGGGCUAACAUCUUUCCUGUUGUCUGUUGAAAUCUCAGUUGUGUUUUUCCACAUUAUUUAAAUAUUUGCCCCUCAGGAAAGCUGGAUGGAAUCAAAGUCGACAAAAUUAAUUUUUAUUAGAAUGGUGUGUUCAACGGAUCACAUUUUUUUGCCCUUCUAGUGAAUGUUUAAAUGGAUGCUUGUAAUCAAAAGUAGGUCUACUAUAGUACUACGCUUCAUUGUCCUGGUUUCUUCCCAAGGAAACCCCACACGGCCAAUCUACUUAAAGCAGCUGUCUGCUCUUUUCCAAA
Aplysia californica (California sea hare) is the source of this 2813-nucleotide messenger RNA. RefSeq names its product fasciculation and elongation protein zeta-2. NCBI's taxonomy places the organism in Eukaryota, Metazoa, Mollusca, Gastropoda, Aplysiida, Aplysiidae. Gene Ontology annotation, cellular component: cytoplasm; axon. The record is from RefSeq and is a predicted model, not a curated record.